Motacilla alba alba is the source of this 2600-nucleotide messenger RNA. It is a transcript of the gene SLC75A1, whose product is annotated as major facilitator superfamily domain containing 10. The record is from RefSeq and is a predicted model, not a curated record. Gene Ontology annotation, biological process: transmembrane transport. Gene Ontology annotation, molecular function: transmembrane transporter activity. The transcript is spliced from 13 exons. Gene Ontology annotation, cellular component: brush border membrane. Bases 121 to 1974 code for a protein of 617 amino acids. NCBI's taxonomy places the organism in Eukaryota, Metazoa, Chordata, Aves, Passeriformes, Motacillidae.
GAUGGAUCUGCCUAAGUCCACUUGUAACCGCAUCCUCCCAUUUUAAUUAGCAAGUAGGACACCAGACACGCCUGGAUAAGGGAACAGUGCUCGGUGGCGCUUUCAAUACCCCAGCUAUUGAUGUUCUCCGGGAUAAAGAACUUAGUGCUGAGGGAGAAAUUUGGUUUGGGAACAGAGUUACAUCUAUUGCAACUACCUUUUUCUCUUUGUCAGAUAGCCCUUAUCAAAGCCCCAGCUAACUGCUGCUGUAGCAACAAACGGAACGCCGCUCUCCUCUUGGAACGAGUGUUUCCAGACUGUCUUUACGGGCGAGGGAAGGGCUGCGGUGCGAGGCUGGCGGCUCAUUUCCGUGCCGCGCCGCUGCGCUGGCUGCGGGCUCAAGCCCCGCCGCGCUCCGCCGAGCCGCUCGGGCGGGCCGGGUCCGUCCUCCGCGGCGCCGGGAGCGGCUCCAUCCCCGCCGGAACAGGAAGGCGGCCGGGGCGCCGCGGAGGGCCGGGGAGGAGCCGCCGCCCGCAGCAUCCCCGGGGAGGCUUUUGGCAGGCGGGGGCCGCCGCGCAGCCCGGAGCAGCGGAGCAGAGCACUGGGAACAUGGCCCUGCGAGAGGGAGGAACCAGCAGCAGCUCCAGCAAUGACAAGCAGGAACAGAACUAUAAUCGUGUUAUUACAAUUGUCUUCCUGGCCCUCUUCAUCGACUUGUUGGGAUUUGCCCUCAUCUUGCCACUCUUUCCUUCCAUCCUUGAUUAUUACAGCCAGACUGAGGAUGGAUUCUAUUUGUCAUUGCAACGCGGGGUAGACUGGUUUGCAGUGAUGGCUGGGAUUCCUCCAGAGCGGAAAUACAACAGCGUCUUGUUUGGAGGUCUGAUUGGCUCAAUCUUUUCCCUCCUGCAGUUUUUCUCCUCUCCCCUCACUGGUGCUGUGUCAGACCACUGGGGCAGAAGGCCUGUCAUGCUGGUGACAGUGAUGGGUUUGAUAGCAUCAUACUCACUCUGGGCUGCCUCUCGGACUUUUGGCGUUUUUCUCCUCUCCAGGAUCAUAGGGGGGAUAAGCAAAGGGAAUGUCAGCCUCUCCACAGCUGUCAUUGCUGACUUGCACUCUCCCAAAGCACGGAGCAAGGGCAUGGCCAUGAUUGGUGUUGCUUUCUCCCUGGGCUUCACCCUGGGCCCCAUGAUGGGUGCUUACCUCGCCAUGCAGACAGAGAAAGGAGAAGUCUUCUACCUUCGCUCAGCGCUCUCAGCACUCAUGUUUUCUGUGGCUGAUUUCAUUUUCAUCUUCCUCCUUCUUCCAGAGACACUUCCCAAGGAAAAACGGGUCCCUUCUGUGACGUCUGGAUUUCAGGCAGCAGUUGACUUGCUCAGUCCUUUGGCUUUAUUUCAGUUCUCUGCAGUCACCCGAGGAAAGGAGUCCCCUUCAGAGCAGAAUCUUCAGAAUCUCAAAAUUUUGGGCCUGGCUUACUUCCUGUACCUCUUCCUGUUUUCUGGAUUGGAGUACACACUGAGUUUUCUCACUCACCAGAGAUUCCACUUCAGCAGCAUGCAGCAGGGCAAGAUGUUUUUCUUUAUUGGAAUAACAAUGGCUGUGAUCCAGGGAGGCUAUGCUCGACGAAUCAAGCCAGGAAAUGAAAUCAGAGCUGUAAGAAGGGCCAUUAUGUUGCUGAUUCCAGCGUUCUUGUUAAUUGGAUGGGCCGCCAAUGUGACCAUGCUGAGCGCUGGACUGCUGCUGUACUCCUUCGCUGCAGCCAUUGUUAUCCCGUGUUUGUCAGCAGUGGUGUCAGGCUAUGGCACUGCUGGCCAGAAGGGACGAGUCAUGGGCAUCCUGAGGAGCCUGGGCGCCCUGGCCAGAGCCCUGGGACCAGUCCUGGCAGCUGCAGUUUACUGGUUGGCUGGGGCAGAGAUUUGCUUCACUGUCUGUGGAGCUUUUUUCCUUGUCCCCUUGGCUCUACUCAGGUCUAUAAAACAGCAGACAAAGGAGGAGUAGGAAGGAACCACAAAACCAUCACCAGCUUCCAAGGACCUCUGCAAGACCUGACUCUUGGCACCUGACUCUGCUGAGGAAAUAGGAAGAUUUUCAUCUUCUGGAAGGAGAUGCACGAUGACCAUUUGCAGCAACAACACACAGCAGUUAUGUUUAAGGUGGCCUCCCAGCCAGCUGGGUUAGCUUUGCAAACAGAAAAGCACCAAACAAAGGAAAACAGCCCCACACCCCCACCAAGAGCUGAGAAAGGCAUUCAGAGCAGCAGAGAAGCAGACACAGCACAGCAGCAGCAGGCCUGGAGCCCUCCCCACUCAGCAGGUGCUGUUGCACACAGGGCUCUGCAGGGGCUGGGCUGGCACAGAACAAAGCCUCAGGACCAUUCUGCUGCGGUUUGUGUACAGGAGGUACGGGAGCGCUGCCAAUGCUGCAUCCACCCCUGCAAACGUGAUGGUCAAACAAAAGCAGAAGCACACUACAGGCUGCCUGGUACCCCCUGGUACUUUGGCACAGCUGGACUGUUUUUAAUAUACAAUUAAAUUUAGAGACAUGUUUUAUAUUUCUAAUACUGUGGGAUGUUUUUGAUGACCAAGCUCUGUUCUUUUUGCAUUACAAUAAACGGUUAUGUUGAA